Molecule: messenger RNA, 4933 nt
Organism: Pundamilia nyererei
Lineage: Eukaryota; Metazoa; Chordata; Actinopteri; Cichliformes; Cichlidae
Gene: eral1
Product: Era-like 12S mitochondrial rRNA chaperone 1
Exons: 11
Coding region: 140-1483 (447 amino acids)
Biological process (GO): ribosomal small subunit assembly
Cellular component (GO): mitochondrial matrix
Molecular function (GO): GTP binding; ribosomal small subunit binding; rRNA binding
Source: RefSeq, a predicted model, not a curated record
CGGAAGAUACCUCUCUUUGGUUAAAGCAACAUGGUUUUACCUUACAGGCAAUGUGAAUGUAAACAAGUGAUCCAGUUCUUCGCAUACGAACAACGUCUUAUUAGCUAAAACACAGCAGCUGUUGUUUUGUCAAAGUAAGAUGGCUCUCAGAGUGUGUGGUCGCUUUUUCAGAGACUCGGCUGUCCUCUCCAGGCGGCUCGUCGUGUCUGCUCGACAGGAAAGUGCGUCAUGGUUUCUGACAGCGGGAAAUGCUGCCUGCAGCCGUGGAGGGGGGAACGGAUUUAUCUUCACUCCUGCUUGUUUUAUUACAUCAGAGGCAUUUCUCAGCAGACUGAUGAAAGGCAAAGCAGCAGAGGCAGACGGCAACAUUUAUCGCCUUCCAGCCUCAGUUCCGCCAGACAGCGGUGAACAGUUGUCUCUGUUAACGAAACAUCCAGAUCAACCUGAAAACUCAAAGGUUUUGAAAGUGGCUAUAAUAGGUGCCCCAAAUGCUGGGAAAUCCACAUUGUCCAAUCAGCUCCUUGGCAGAAAGGUGUUUGCUGUGUCCAAGAAAGUACACACUACACGGUCACGUGCACUGGGCGUCCUAACAGAGGAAGACACACAGAUAAUCUUGCUUGAUACUCCUGGUCUUACUACUCCAUCAAAGGUCAAAAGACACCAGCUGGAGAAGUCUUUGCUUGUGGAUCCCUGGAACACGGUCAAAGAAGCUGAGCUAAUGGUAGUCAUGGUGGAUGUGGCAGACAAAUGGAUGUGCAGCAGGCUCGACUUUGAGGUGCUGAAAUGCCUGGCCCAGCACCCGGAUAUUCCUGCAGUUCUAGUCCUGAAUAAGGUGGACCUCAUGAAGGCUAAAGAUAGACUGCUGGAUAUCACGGCUCAGUUGACGUGUGGAGUGGUGAAUGGACGCAAAAUGCGGAUCAGGCCAGUGAUCAAGCCCCCGUGGGCAGAGAAAAGAUCAGAAAGGGCUUCAGAGGGUGAGGAAAACGCAGAACCCGAAGAUGGGAGUGAGCCGACCUCUGCGCUGAGCAAAGAACAGCUGAAGACACUGAGAAACCAGCAGGGCUGGCCUCACUUCAAGGACGUGUUCAUGCUGUCGUCAGUGGACAGAGAGGACGUGGACACUCUGAAGAGCUACUUCAUGGUUGCUGCCAAGCCAGGAUCAUGGCAAUAUCACAGUGAAGUCCUGACUGACCAAAGUCCAGAGGAGGUCUGCACUAACAUCAUCAGAGAGAAGCUUCUGGAGUAUCUGCCCCAGGAAGUGCCCUAUUCAAUGACACAGUCUGUUGAACUCUGGCAAGAUGGAGAAGAUGGAGUGCUGGAUAUUUCUGUGAAACUUUACACAAAGAAAGAAACCCACAUGAGGAUGGUGAUCGGCACAGCUGGACAGAUGGUAGCGCGGAUCGCACAAGAAGCGAGCGAGGACCUGAGCAGAGUAUACCUGAGGGAAGUCAGGUUGAAGCUCUCAGUCAAGCUGAAAAAGUGAAAAUGGAUGAAGGACUUGCAAUAGGAAGAGAAAAGGACAGACCUCUCAUCAUGAGUUUGAUAUGGCGCUGUAACUUAACAUAUAAAUAUUCUCAGACCCAGAACUCCUUUGACCUGACACCUCUCUGAAGAAAAGGAAUUCUACUAUAAAUUGUGACUUUUGCAGCCUCCAUUCAUCCCGUGCAUUAUUAAAGCUUUUACAUAGAGAUGUUACAGAAUGCAGUUCAUAGAUUGAUGUUGAAGUGCAAAGAGCACCUUGGUUUUUCUGCAAAAAACCAAAGUGUUGAUUAAAUGCAGCUUCCACAAGCCACAAGAGCCCCCACCCCCACCCGAAUUAUUAUUAUUUUUUUAUUAUUAUUGUUAUUAAGCAGUGAUAUAUUUUCAGUAACAAACAUGACAUAGACUCCCAUCAAAUGAGUGUUUUGACACAAGUUUGACAGUGUGCUCAUGGCUGAGCAGGUUUGGCGAGCUGUGAAAAAGCCGAUGGUUUAUCUUUGGCUCUCAGAGCUUUUUACUUGGCGGGCGCCUCGUGCAAACACGGGCUGUAGAUAAACUGAAGCGGGACCUGCGCAGUCAUGUUCACUCAAAUGUCCCUGAUGUACCAUCCAACCCUGUUCCCUCCACUCCCACAUCACUUUAGCCUCCUCCACUGCCUUUGAAGUGUGGCCAUCCAUCCCUGCAACUAUCACUUUUUUGUUCUGCUUCUUUCUUCCUUUUUCUCCCCCCCUCUCACCUCCCUUCUCUGCUUCCCACUUCUCCCUCCUUCUGCUUUUUUGGCUCUUAUAAAGCCCAGCUUUGCCCCUGAGGGCUGAAUUGUCUCCCUAAUGGAUGGCAAAAUGGAGCACUAACCUGAUGCUAAAAUGGGUCAGAUAAUGGUGAUUAGAUUCAUUCCUGCUGCCUGUGAGUUAACUUGACGGUUACUCUAUUCGGGGCAUCUUGAUGAAUAACCAGCUAGUGGCCUUAAGCAGGGGAGGGAGGGAGAGGCCUCGAAUGUCUCUCAGAAGCUGUGUCAGCCCCUCAAGCUCCCCCUACUCUCAAAAACGGCUGCUUCCCAGUGAUUAGACAAGCCCGUUGCACAGCAGAGAUCGCCACUUUGACAAGCCGACAGCAGUUGGGAAAUAUUUAAACCGAUGUACGUCGGCCAGGGAAGGAAAGCAAUCCCUCAAACACAAUCAGUUUAAAGUGCUGAUAUGCUGCACCGAGAUGAACAAAAAACAAUGAGAAGCUUAUUUAAGAACCAUCUGCUUUAUUUCAUAUGCACCUAUUUAAAAAAAAACAAAAAAACAAAAGGAAAUACCCGCCAGGAGCUUGUGAGUGACACCUCCCGGUCUAGAUGACAUUGAGAGAAGGCUGUAGAACCCUUACCAUUACUAAAACUCAGUAAUGGUAACGGUUUGACAGCCUCCCUCAGAGUGUUCAGGCUCAGUUACAGUGUUGGUGUGCUGAUAGCAGCGGAGGGGGAAUGAAACCCUGGAUAGUACAUCAUCUAUACUGUAGUGUCUCUUUUUUAAACUUACAGUAUAAGAUGAUAUCCUGUCCAGGGCACAAGACAGAACCAUGAGCAGGGAGUCCCUGUAGUUUGUAAUCUGCAAGAACAAGGAGGAUAACUGUUAGAGUAGAACAACCAAUUAAAAUGUUUAAAUGUUUGUAAUAUGAAAUCUGUUUUGUAUUUAAAUUAAAAGAAAGGGAUCCUCAGUUACCACAUCUCUGUCACAUACUCGCCUCUUUGCCUUCAGUGUGUGUCAUCGUCUGGUCUCCUUACUGGUCCCUGUGUUGGGUUCCAGCACUUAAAGGCCCCACUCUGGCUCAUUAACAUACUGUGAUGACAUCUGGGGUGGACCAGACUGUACUUUUUUUUUCUUCUUAUCUCUGUCCAACCUGAUUGCCUCUGUCAAGUGAUGGCCCACACCCUUUCUACACCCAGCUGGACUCAAAACACACACAAAUACUAUUUUUCUUUUAAAAACAUACAGUAGGGGAAUAAUGCACGCGACAUAUAUUCAAGUGUUUGUUGAAGGAAAAAACUGAUUAUCGUCUACAACAGCUUUUAUGGCUAAUUUUCUGCCAAAUCUUUCACAUAUUUCAAAAAAUAUUCCUUGAAUAUUUUUGAUUUGUUAUUCAGAAUAUAUGUUAUUCUUUCAUUUGCCAUUCAUUGUCUUGUCCAAUGGGAUUAGGGAUUUUAUUGUCCCCAAAUAAUGCAUUUAGGUUUUUGGUGUUUAAUGCAGUGGGUUCAUUUUUCUUCACAGUUACACAUACAAAAGGCUGGAUAAGCCGCGCACAAAGGUUUGGGUCCAGGGGAAUUUCUUUUAAAAUAAUUUUCACAUGUUGCUCUGACCUCUUGCCAAAAUGUCCUGCACUGCAAAAGCAGUAGUCUCAUUUAGUGCACAUAUCAUUUGGCAGGAGCAUAUGUUCACUUUACCCAGGUAUGUCAGUCUGCGGUAUGAACUCUGACACAAGUAGGCAUCCAAUCUUCUGCUGACAUUUCAGUUUCAAAAUGUUCUAGUGAGCAGAUUCUAAAACAACGCCUGCGAUUGGUGGUGACCUUGCUGGGACGUCCACACCUGUGAAAACUGCCUUUAAUUUUUUCCCCACUUAUGAAUAAUCUUUCUCACUGUAGAAUGAUGGACUUCAAAUUCUUUGGAAAGGUUAAAAAAGAUUGAUGAGCAGCAACAAUUGCUUCUGUCGUGUUUUGUAAUUCAGCCGAGGUUGAAUCUUAGUCAUUUUCAGAUUUGCUAAAGACCACACCAUUUGUUUUAUUACAUCCAGAUGUAUAAAACUUUAUGAUGACUGUUUGAAAAACUGCUUUAAGAUCUUCUAACUUGGAUAUCCCAUGCUUUCGAUUCAGUUCUUUGAAGGACAUCUUGACUCAUUUUAAGUACUUUGGAAAUGCUAAAGUUUAAAUUUAGCUGCGUUUUUUCCUGUGGUAAGAAAAUUGUUUACCCGCUUUGAGACAAAGAGUCCUGGUUUUUAAAAUAUUUUCUGCCUUCACUGCAUUUGCGGCCUUUUCACUGUGUCUAAAUAUGUGGGGAGAGGUCGUUUUUGAUCUUAAGAUUGCACAUGAAAUUUAAAAAAAAUAAAGGUAUAAUAGACUUAAGCUGUGCAGCCCAGUCAUACAAUGAUGGGUCUAGACAUUCUUCACCCCCAGAAUCAAAAGACAAGUGUAAUUAUAUUCUAAUAUGAUGAACUGCAACAUUGCAAAAGUUAGGCUCCUUUUUCUUUCUCGCUAAGCAGUAUAAACUUUCAAUUAUAUACUUCAUCAAUUUAAGGACUUUUAGAAGAACUACAUGUUUCUCAUUUUCCCAAAUGUUCCUCCAUCUCACCAAUGUUAAUUGUUAGUUUUGACCUUUCUCUGUCACACAUGGCUAAUUGCAAGAAUUCAAGCAGUCAGCCAAUGCAAGGUAUCUCCUGUCAUUUAUUAAAAUAAAUAAAUAAAAAAAAGCUCGGAACUUUA